Messenger RNA from Closterium sp. NIES-67, 1605 nucleotides. NCBI's taxonomy places the organism in Eukaryota, Viridiplantae, Streptophyta, Zygnematophyceae, Desmidiales, Closteriaceae. The record is from the annotation of a GenBank genome assembly.
AGCCCAACACUCCGACUUCUAGCAGUGUAAAAUCCGCACCACUGGGGACAUAUCGAACGGCAGACUUUAUCCAGACAAGGCAGUAAGAGUUUCCUGCACCCAAAACGGGUUUUGAAAAGGUCCUAGGAACAAGGGCGGACAAGAGAUACGCUACACCCAGCGAGAUGGUCUCGAUCCUCCCGCACCCCGCUUCCCUCUCCCAUUUCCCAUUGCUUCCCACUUCCAGGCUCGUGCUUAUCGUGAGCCGCUGCCGCUGCAACCGGCCACCCACUUCCCACUUCCCACUUCCAGCGUCCCACUGGCCGCUGCCUACCACUUGCCGUGCCCCGUUCCAUCCAAGCCAGCUCCCCGCUUCCCGCGUUCCGCGCCACGCUCCCGCUCGCCGCUUCCUACUCCCCGCUUUCCGCAUCUCUCGACCUGCUCCCAGCUUCCCGCCUGCCUGAGGUUUCCUGCUGCCUCCCGCUUCCCGCUCCCCGCGUUCCGCAUCCCGCUUCCCGCUACCCGCGUCCCGCUUCCCUCUUCCCGCCUCCUGCUUCCCGAUUGCUUCUCCCGGUUUCCCGCUUUCCGCUCCCUCUUGCCGCGUCCCCCUUCCCGCUCCCCGCUUCCCGCUUUCGUCUCACUCUCACGCUGUCCGUCCCUCUCCCUCUCAUGCCAUCCGUCCCUCUCCCACUCUCGCUGCCCGUCCCUCUCACUCUCAUGCUGCCCGUCCCUCUCACUCUCAAGCCGCCCGUCCCUCUUCCUCUAACGCUGCCCAUCCCUCUCACUCCCACGCUGCCUGUCCCUCUCCCUCUCACGCUGCCCAUCCCUCUCACUCCCACGCCGCCCAUCCCUCUCCCUCUCACGCCGCCCGUCCCUCUCCCUCUCACGCUGCCCGUCCCUCUCCCUCUCAUGCUGCCUGUCCCUCUCCCUCUCACGCUGCCCGUCCCUCUCCCUCUCACGCUGCGCGUCCCUCUCCCUCUCACACUGCCCGUCCCUCCCCCUCUCACACUGCCCGUUCCUCUCCCUCUCACGCUGCCCGUCCCUCUCCCUCUCACGCCGCCUGUCAAACUCACCUCCUCUCCCACCCCCCUAUUGUUCCCUUCCUAGUUUCUCACGGUUUGAGUGUAGUCCGUUGCUCCUCCUCCGCCUCCGUGCAUAGCCUUGAGGAACUUCUCGUGCAGUGAACCUGCAAAUGCAAAUCUUGCGCUGGUCUUCCCCUCGCUCUCUUCCUCUCCUUUCUACUCAUUCUAUCUCACACCCCUUUCGUUUGCACACGAACGUCAUGCCUUGCUCCCAAUACCCCCGUUCCUCGUGCUCUGCUGCCCAUCCUCUCCAUCCUCUCUCGUUCUGCCCAAUACCUCACACACGCUUCUCCCCUCUUUCUCCCUCCAUGCCCAUCCCUCUGGCCCUCUGUCCUCCCAUCCCUCAUACCCAAAUUCUUGCAACAUUGUGCUCUGUGAGGUACUUAGGGGUGGCAGCAGAGGAUGUAACAAGGGUCGAUGCAAGGCACCUCAAAGUGGCGCCCACACUUGCAUAUACCAAUGGCUCAAUAUCUCAAACACUGUAGCCAUCCUUCGCUGUGGCAUGUUUAUAUAACUCGUGGCAAUUGUGCAAACAUCUCCCAUA